CCCGUCCGCUCUGCGCCCACGCCCAUUGGUUACCUCUUCUGCGCCCCGCCCCUCCCAUUGGCUCCCCGCCCGCCCCGCCCCCAGCGGCGCCCAGGUGUGGGCGGAGCUCGGCGGCGAGGAGGGGUGGGCCGAGCCUGGUCCACGCACGCUUGAAGACUGCGAACUACGCGGAAGCGCGUCCUGGGCCCGCAGGCGCUCCCUCAGGAACAUCAAGAAUGGUCCCUGGGCCUCGCCAAGAGGCUGAAAAAGCCGAGAAAGAGGCUCCCUUAUCUCUGGUGGAUCGAGAGCCGGCCAGUGGGCACCCAGAGCCUCCAGUUGGCACACCCAGAGACCCAGUGGCUCCUACAUGCCUACAGGACACCAAGCCCAGCUCCACGCCCGUGGUCUCCUCCGUCCACCAGCAGUUGGCCCCUGAGUCCCUGGACCCCCGCACCCUGCGGCUGUUGUGGGGUCAACGGGAACUGGAGAUCCAGGCUCUGCGGUGGACCAUCCAUAACCGCCAGGAUGCCCGGCAUUGCCACAUCCUGUAUGAGGUGGCUGGACUUCCAGCUGAGAGGAGCUCACGCAAUCAGGAGAAGUCCCUGCAGAGCCAGGUCCAGAAGCUGACUCUGGAGUUGAAAGAGCAGAAGGAACAGGCCCAGCUGCAGAAGUCCCAGCUGGAGGAGCGGCUGCAACAGGCCCUGAACGCCAUGCAGCGUCUGGAGGCGGAGCUGGGGGCCUUCCAGAGGUCCUGCCUCCUGCAGCUGGCCCGCUCGUCCUGGGUGGGCCGCGUGCUGCGAUCUUCCACGGGCAGUGUGGAGGUGGUAACUGCAGAAACUCUGAUGGAUGCCAGUGACCUCUCUGAGAACGAUCAGGUCCCCUCUACUAAGGAGGGUUUCCGGCUGGAGGACGUAGACUGGAACAGCAUUGCCCAGCGGUAUCCCAACCUCCUCAGCAACAUCGAGUCCAACUCAGAUCAAAAGCACCCCCGGCCCCUGCCGUCCCCGGAGGCCCCGCUGUGGGACCAGUGGGGCCCAGAGCUGCACGGAGAGCACACGGAACAGCGUCUCAAGAGUGUGGAGUGGAGUUCCCUGCCCUUUGGGGGCACCAGCAGCUCGGGGGGCACAGGCUCCGACUCCAGCAGUGGCCGGCUGGCUGUGCCUUAUCGCAUGCACAAGGUGAUGGGCCACCCACCCUGCACUCCAGGCCACAGUUCUGAGCCAACAGAACCACACUGGAGGAGGUUCAGCAGGGAAACACAGGCACAACCUGAAGGUCUCUCCGUGGGUCCCUGGAACCGACCUAGUAAGACAGUCCAGACAAAGGAGUCCUGUGUAGAUUCAGAGCACGGGCAUCCCAGACACCGCCUCCAUGGGAGCUCCUGCCUGAAAAUCGUGGCCGUGAGCCGCAAGGAGAGGUUUGUGCGCGUCCUCAACCAGUCGCUAGAGGAGACUGCUGACCUGAGUGGCCUCAUGCUGCAGCAGCUCCUGCACGGCUUCCCCGUGUGCAUGUACCGCUUCCCGCCUGGCACGCUGCUGGCGCCCCGGCACCACGUUACGGUUUGGGGAGAGGGGCCUGGCAGCACCAAGAAGCAGUCACCUUCAUCCAUGGGCCGAGAGCCUGUCUACUUCCACUCCAGCCAGGGAUGUGUGACUCUCCUCCUGAACCCCAAAGGCGAGGUCCUGAGCGAGCACCCAGCCCGCCACUGCGUGACCCCCGUCUCGAGGAUCUUCACUGACAACACCGACUUGUCCAUAGACCGCUUCCCGCUCUCCGAGGCCGGGCUUGGGGCCGAUCCCUGGGAGCAGAGGCGCCGGCCUCAACACACGCGCGCUGGCAGGGUGUGGGGGGCCCAAGCCAGACGCUGGAGGCCCGGGACGCAGGGCCUCUUGCGGCCCCGGAGCACCAGCAAGCUCCCCCGCCCGCGAGAGGUGCCCGCGCCGCCCCAGGCCGCCGAGACCCGCGCGCUGGGGCGCCUGCCCGCCUUGCCCGGUGAGCGCCCAGGGACGCGGAGGGCAGGCGGGCGGCAGGGGGUGUGGAGUCCGGCCGACCCGGCCCCGUCACUGUCCCUCGCAGAGGCCGGGCUGUGCCUGGAGGACUGCGGCGCUAGGAAGGAGCACAGGGUCCAGGUGUGCCGGAAGAGCGUGGACGGGGGCUGCCCGAUGGUAGCGCUGUCGGUGCAGAGCACGGCUGAGAGCAGAUACGGCUUCCGCUUCCUCCCCUGCCCGCCGGUCACCGCGGAACCGAACGCUCGGGUGUAGGGGCGGAGGGCAGCACGGGUGGGCGCCCAGGGCCGAGGGGCCGCGCUGGGAGAAAGUCGUGGGAGGCCAGCAGUGCCAUCUGCACAAUUUAUUGAACCAACGUCGCCUACGAAGUAAACCGCAUUUAUGUACA
Molecule: messenger RNA, 2373 nt
Organism: Hyaena hyaena (striped hyena)
Lineage: Eukaryota; Metazoa; Chordata; Mammalia; Carnivora; Hyaenidae
Gene: LMNTD2
Product: lamin tail domain containing 2
Biological process (GO): chromatin organization
Cellular component (GO): lamin filament
Molecular function (GO): structural constituent of chromatin
Source: RefSeq, a predicted model, not a curated record